Onychostruthus taczanowskii (white-rumped snowfinch) is the source of this 1977-nucleotide messenger RNA. RefSeq names its product fascin actin-bundling protein 2, retinal (gene FSCN2). Gene Ontology annotation, biological process: cell migration; actin filament bundle assembly; establishment or maintenance of cell polarity. Bases 403 to 1878 code for a protein of 491 amino acids. The record is from RefSeq and is a predicted model, not a curated record. Gene Ontology annotation, molecular function: actin filament binding; protein-macromolecule adaptor activity. Lineage: Eukaryota; Metazoa; Chordata; Aves; Passeriformes; Passeridae. The transcript is spliced from 5 exons. Gene Ontology annotation, cellular component: actin cytoskeleton; cytoplasm.
UGGAGGUGACCCGCUGCUGAAUCAGAGGGGCCGGUAACCUUAACCCGCCGGGAUCGGAACGGAUACGCCGGCCCGGAUCGGGUUCCCACCCAAGUUUUCCACCCGCGGCUCCGCCACAGCAGGACAGGGCCGCGGCGAGGGACGGUGGCGUGGCCGGGGGCUGCCGCGGUGCCCCCUCGCCCGGGCGCCCCCGGUGCCCAUCGCAACCCGGCCGGUCUCUAAUCGCACCUGCGGGUAAUCGAACGGGUCGCAGCCCCCCGGGGCCCCGUCCCACUCCGUGGGUCCGGGGCAGCUCAGCCGCCCCUGCCGCGGGCGCUCCGUCCGGCCCCGCCGCGACGCCCGGGCUCGGCAGCGCCGGGGAGCCCCCGCCGGCCCCCGGGGGCCGCCCCGCCUCGGCGGAAGAUGCCAACGAAUGGGAUCCACCAGGUGCUGAAGAUCCAGUUCGGGUUGAUCAACUGCGAGAGCCGGUACCUGACGGCCGAGAGCUUCGGCUACAAGGUGAACGCCUCGGCGCCCAGCCUCAAGCGCAAGCAGAUCUGGACGCUGGAGCAGGAUGAAGCCGACAGCUCCAUCGUCUUCCUCAAGAGCCAUCUGGGCCGGUACCUGGGCGCCGACAAGGACGGCAAGGUGCGCUGCGAGGCGGAGCAGCCGGGCCGGGACGAAGGCUUCAGCAUCAUCACGCAGUCGGACGGGCGCUGGGCGCUGCAGUCGGCCCCGCACCGGCGCUUCUUCGGCGGCCGCGAGGACCGGCUGUCCUGCUUCGCCCCCAGCGUGACCGAGGGGGAGCUCUGGACCGUGCACCUGGCCAUGCACCCCCAGGCCAACCUGCUGAGCGUCAGCCGCCGCCGCUACGCCCACCUGAGCGCCCACGAGGACGAGAUCGCCACCGACAGCAACCUGCCCUGGGGGGUGGACGCGCUCAUCACGCUCUGCUUCCAGGACAAGAAGUACAGCCUGCGCACGGCCGACGAGCGCUACCUGCGCUGCGAUGGCACCUUGGUGCCCGAGCCCGGCGCUGGCACCGGCUACACCCUCGAGUUCAAGGCCGGCAAGUUGGCGUUCAAGGACUGCGACGGGAAGUACCUGGCGCCCACCGGACCCACCGGCACCCUCAAAUCCGGCCGCAGCUCCAAGCCGGGCAAAGAUGAACUCUUUGACCUGGAGGAGAGUCACCCCCAGGUGGUGUUCACGGCGGCCAAUGGCAGAUAUGUCUCCAUCCGGCAGGGUGUGAAUGUCUCGGCAAACCAGGACGAGGAGCUGAACCACGAGACCUUCCAGCUGCAGAUCGACCGCGACACCAACAAGUGUAGCCUCCACACCAACACUGGCAGCUACUGGACCCUGGUGGCCCACGGGGGCAUCCAGGCCGUGGCCACAGAGAUUGCUGCCAACACCAUGUUUGACAUUGAGUGGCGCGGGCGGCGCGUGGCCCUGCGCGCCAGCAACGGCCGCUACGUCUGCACCAAGAGGAACGGGCAGCUGGCAGCCGUCAGCGACACCGUGGGGGAGGACGAGGAGUUCACUCUGAAGCUGAUCAACCGCCCGAUGCUGGUGCUGCGGGGGGAGCACGGCUUUGUCUGCUACCACCGGGGCUCCAACCUGCUCGACUCCAACCGCUCCGUCUACGACGUCUUCCACAUCAGCUUCAGCGACGGCGCCUACCAGAUCCAAGGCCAGGGGGGCAAGUACUGGUACGUGGCGAGCAGCGGGUCGGUGUGCAGCGACGGGGACCUGUCCGAGGAUUUCUUCUUCGAGUUCCGGGAGCGGGGCCGCGUGGCCAUCAAAGGGAAGAACGGGCGGUACCUGCGCGGGGACCCUGCGGGGACGCUGCGCGCCGACAGCGAGUCCGUGCUGCGGGCCACGCUCUGGGAGUACUGACCCCCGGAGCCCCCUGCGGCCACCUCCCCCCACAGGCACCCGCCUGACCCUGGCAAAGUGGGGUGGUGGCAGCGGUGGCACCGUCCGUGGCAGCUGUGC